AUGCAUCACAAGAGUACGGUCAAAAAAACAUUCAAGGUCCUGUUCUUCUUUAUCCAGGCACUGGGAUUCAUAUCCGGGAUUGGGGUGUUAAUAGUCGGAACCACGAUCUAUGCAACGGCCCAUGAGAUACUCCAAAUACCUACAAAAAUGCUUAUGCUUUCGUACGUACUAGGUAUCCUAGAAGUUCUAUCGGCAGUGCUUGGAUACACAGCACUGGCAUCAAGAAGAAGGCUCCGGAUGCUUGUCUACAUCUCCACCACGCUCAUUCUCAUGAACGUGCAAGCUAUAAUGGCUGUAAAGAGCACAGUCAUCCAUGAGAGAUCGCGCGCAUGGGCGGACUGGAGGUGGGACUCGCUGAACGAGGAGCAGAGAAAUUUUGUGCAGUCGAAGUUCAAGUGCUGCGGCUUUUUAGACUCAAGCGACAGGAGUGGAUCCAGCUGUGGAGGGUCUGAUGGAUGUGUGGAUGCCGUGUACAAGCUCUCCAAAAGCACGGCAUCUCUUAUGCAGAGAACGCUGAUGUUCUCAUUCUUCUUUGAGUCGGUUGGAAUGGGGAUCCUGAGCAUGCUGAGGCUUAGAAAGUGA
This is a messenger RNA of Encephalitozoon cuniculi GB-M1, 582 nucleotides long. RefSeq lists its product as uncharacterized. Gene Ontology annotation, cellular component: membrane. The record is from RefSeq and is marked provisional. The transcript has a single exon. The coding region runs from base 1 to 582 and encodes 193 amino acids. NCBI's taxonomy places the organism in Eukaryota, Fungi, Microsporidia, Unikaryonidae.